Molecule: messenger RNA, 1872 nt
Organism: Baudoinia panamericana UAMH 10762
Lineage: Eukaryota; Fungi; Ascomycota; Dothideomycetes; Mycosphaerellales; Teratosphaeriaceae
Exons: 2
Coding region: 1-1872 (623 amino acids)
Cellular component (GO): cytoplasm
Molecular function (GO): oxidoreductase activity
Source: RefSeq, a predicted model, not a curated record
AUGUCGCGGCCAGAAGAUCCAUCGUGCCCGCCCGCUCCUCCCGUCCCACCGCUCCCUAGGCCUGAAGACUGGGAAGAGCCUGAAGGUUGGCCACUGCAGCGCGACGUAAACCAUCACAACGACUGGACCAGGAACACCUCGAUCAAGACCGCAAAGUGCGACGUCUGCAGUGAGCGCAUCACUAACUACAGCUGGGAAUGCGAGGAGUGCGGCAAGCGGAUUUGUUCGGAGUGCGCUGAGUAUGAAUACGGCAACAGCGAGCCGCAGUACCGCUUCAUUGCCAAAGACAACCUCGACAAUAAGUGUGGCUGCUUCUACCAAGAGAGAGGCGGCCAGGCGCCAUAUCUUCGCAGGCAUAUGCUGUCACUCGAUAUCAUCAAGCAGCCUCCUCAGCGCAUCGAAGAGGAUCUCAAGAACAGGCAAGAGAAGGCGAUUAUCAAAGAGAGGAAGAAGCGUAAAGCCGAAGCGAUCGCCAGAGGUGAGAAGCCUGAGCCAUAUACGCCGAAGAAGUCAAGGAAAGCCAAGUUAGCCACCAACGACGAGCUUUUCCCCGCUCGCAAGCUGGCAAAGCAGAAAGCGAAGCAGGUCCCGGAGGAGCUAGCUGACUACACUCAUCUUGAAGGCGGCACUACCGUCAUUGUCGGUGCAGGAAUCGUAGGGCUGUCGAUCGCUCGAGAGCUGGCAACCAAAGCCAGUGAGAACAAUAUCCAGCACAGAGUUGUCGUGGUUGAUAUCCGCAGCAGUUACUGCGAGCUUGCGUCUGGAAGCUGCGCCGGACUGCUGACGGUGGACGGUCUACCGGAGGAGCUUGACUCUCUAGUGGAGCUUGCCCAGCCUGCGUGGGAGGAAUUGUACAGCACGGCUGGCUUUCCUCAGGCAACAGACAUGGUAGGUGGAAAUGCUUUGUUGGUGAGCCAGGAAGGCGGCAAAGGCACGGACAAUGGUCCAUCGUGGUAUGUCCAAGACGAGUCGGAAGUAAUCGCAAAAGACAACUGGUCCAUGGGCACCAUGUUCAGCAAUACCGUCAAGCUCGGCCAGUGGCUGUUCAAUGAGUGCCAGCAGCUAGGCGUGAAGUUCCACUUUGAUCGGUACGUGUGCAGUACGACCCGGCUAUCGGACCGAGACGUCACCAGCGUCUAUAUCUGCGAGGCUGCUAACGACCAAAUGCGCACGAAUGUCAAAUGCCAAAAUCUCGUUCUCGCCAACGGCCCGUGGGCAUCGAAAGUCUUCAGCGGCGUUGCCAGUAAGAGCACAGUGAAGCUUAAGAAUAACACCACGACCGCUCAUUGGAUCCGACUAGGGAGUGGCAAGCUGCACGACGGCGAUAGGGUCGGUCUGCUGCUGCCAUCUCUUGCGGCCAAUAGCAGCGUGCUGCAUGAUAAGAUUACCAUGAUUUGCCACUCUCACGAUGCAGAAGCCACGGAGAUUAUCCUUGCAAGCGUCGACAAGCAAUCCCAUGAUCGCAUUCUCUUUCGUCAAGAAGCGCUCGACCAUAACUUGAAUGGCGGUAAAACCGACCUCGGCUUGCGUUAUCUGCAGCAGCUCGCGGCCAGCAAGAUUAGCACAGGUGGCAAAGAGCUCAGUCUGUCAGACAGCAUGACCGCAGGCUCUUCGCUGGUCUCGACCGCAAACAACCAGGUACCGAUCAUUGACAAGGUGCGAAAGAGCGGUCUUGGCAGAGUCGGAACUGUGGAGGAAGAUGACCAGCGGUGCGGCGUUUGGCUAUGCUACGGCUUCGGUAUGCACGGCACUACGCUUGCCCCCGCUGCUGCGAAAGUGCUCAGCCGCAGGAUCUUCGGUGAGCCUACCGAAAUCGAUGACAGUAAGUUCGCCAUACCCGAGUACGAGCUGCCGGUGGCGGAGAUGGCAUAG